UCGAAUGGAGAUAAGUCAAAUUGGGCCGGGCAAAAUGUUCCCGGCACCGCUUAUAUUUGCCGAGUCUUCGAUCUAGGAUUUGUCCAGUGUCCCAGAAAAAGGCGAAAAAUCAGAGAGAUUUUCAAAAGCUUACCAUAUAGAAAGAGAGCGAGGGAGAGAAAAAAAAAAAAAUAUAUAUAUAUAUAUAUAUAUGGUUAUGACUAUAAAUUAUUAAUUCUUUUAGUUGGCCGCUAUAAUUACUGCCUUUCAUGGAAAUGGAAAGAGUAUAUAGUCUACAAAUAAAGAAAUAAAGGAAAAAAAAAAAAAAAAAAAAAAGAAAAAGAAAAAAGAAAAAGCAGUUGGGACAGGGGACAGGAAGAGAGAGAAGGCAAAGGUUAAUUGAGUUUGGUAAUGGUGUUGGCCAUUCUGUGCGUAAAGAAGAAGGAGGAGAACGAUUACUGGAACAGGAACAAGAAGGGCUUGACUGUAAUUUCGCAGUGCCUUCUCUUGUUGAUGCAAUUCGUCUCCUCCAGUGGCGGUGACGGAGGUGGUGGUGGUGGUGGAAAAGGAUGGAUCGUGUUCGCCGAAGCUAGCACCGGUAGCAGCGGCGGCGGUGGUGGAAGGACCGGUGCGUUUCUGGGAGGCGGUUCCGGGUUCUGGGCUUCGGCGGCUCCAUCCAAUGUUGGAAUAGCUGUCGCCGUCACGGCCAUGGCCGGAAUCGCCUUGGCCGCCACUAUCGUCUACUCUCGCAGGGGUAGUCUUAAAUCACCUUGGUCUCGUAGAAGAAGAAAACAUGCCCUUUUACCCAAACAAUGGAAAAGUUUGUUUGGACCAGAUGGAAGACUUUCUGAUGGUGGUGUCAAGUUUUUGAAGAAAGUUCGCAGUGGAGGUGUUGAUCCAAGUAUUAGAGCUGAAGUGUGGCCGUUUCUCCUUGGAGUCUAUGAUUUGAACAGCACCAAGGAAGAAAGGGAUGCUACUAAAAAUAAGAAUAGAAAAGAAUAUGAGGAUCUGCGGAAACAGUGUCGAAAGCUUACGAAACAAAGUGAGAAGAGCUUAAAGUUGAAGGAUACUUCUGAAAUUAGUACAGAGGGCAGUGGGGAAUUCAGUCAAGUUUUAGAUUACUCUGGCUCAGAUGAAGUGAUCAGCGCCAGGAAGUCCAAUUCAACAGAGGGAGGAAGUCCAUUGCCUGAGGACCCUGUCUGUAAUCAAUCUCUUCAGACUACCGGCUCAUUAUGUGAAGGAGAUGAUGAGAAGAGUGGUAUCACCUGUGAAGAUGCCUCUGCAGGAGAUACUGAGUCAACUGAUUCUGACUCUUCUGAAGAACCUGAAAACACUGAAGGAACUGAAGAGUAUGAUCUCAGUGAGCCUGCCAAAGAGGAGGAUUCCUCCUCUGCUAAUACAGAGAAGUCCAAAUUCCAUUCAGAAGAAGAUUUUGCGACAUGGCAGAGAAUCAUUCGUCUUGAUGCUGUGCGUGCAAAUGAUGAAUGGAUUGUUCAUUCACCAUCCCAAGCCGGUGUAUCAUUGAUGAAGGCUCGACGAUUGGCGGACAGUGUUGGAUUGAAGGAUUAUGAUCACCUGGAGACAUGCAGAAUUUUUCAUGCAGCUCGUCUGGUUGCGAUUUUAGAAGCGUAUGCGCUGUAUGAUCCUGAGAUUGGUUACUGCCAAGGGAUGAGUGAUCUGCUGACUCCAAUUAUCUCAGUGGUGGAAGAGGACAAUGAAGCCUUCUGGUGCUUUGUGGGUUUCAUGAAAAGAGCUCGGCAUAAUUUCCGGCUGGAUGAGGUAGGAAUCCGUAGGCAGCUGGGGAUGGUUUCCAAAAUUAUCAAGUGCAAGGAUAUUCAUCUCUACAGGCACCUGGAGAAGCUCCAAGCAGAGGAUUGCUUCUUCGUAUACAGAAUGGUGGUGGUUCUCUUCAGGAGGGAGUUAACUUUUGAACAGACAAUUUGCCUGUGGGAGGUCAUUUGGGCCGAUCAGGCUGCGAUCAGAGCCGGGAUUGGCAAAUCUGCUUGGGGAAGGAUGAGGCUAAGAGCUCCCCCUACUGAUGAUCUAUUGCUUUUUGCAAUAGCAGCCUGUGUUCUGCAACGGAGGAAGCUCAUAAUAGAGAAGUACAGCAGCAUGGAGGAUAUAAUGAGGGAAUGCAACAGCAUGGCCGGUCAUCUAGACGUUUGGAAGCUUCUCGAUGAUGCUCAUGACUUGGUGGUCACCCUCCAUGACAAGAUUUAAGAGAAAAAGCAAAAGAAAAAAAAAAAAAAAAAAAAGAACAAAA
Ziziphus jujuba (common jujube) is the source of this 2242-nucleotide messenger RNA. Its product is annotated as rab GTPase-activating protein 22. Lineage: Eukaryota; Viridiplantae; Streptophyta; Magnoliopsida; Rosales; Rhamnaceae. The transcript has 5 exons. The record is from RefSeq and is a predicted model, not a curated record. Gene Ontology annotation, molecular function: GTPase activator activity. Gene Ontology annotation, biological process: activation of GTPase activity. The coding region runs from base 391 to 2199 and encodes 602 amino acids.